Asparagus officinalis (garden asparagus) is the source of this 405-nucleotide messenger RNA. RefSeq lists its product as uncharacterized. Gene Ontology annotation, molecular function: metal ion binding. Lineage: Eukaryota; Viridiplantae; Streptophyta; Magnoliopsida; Asparagales; Asparagaceae. Gene Ontology annotation, biological process: regulation of defense response to fungus. The transcript is spliced from 2 exons. The record is from RefSeq and is a predicted model, not a curated record. The coding region runs from base 1 to 405 and encodes 134 amino acids.
AUGCCCACUAUAGUCAUGGAGGUUGAUCUUCAAUGCCACCGUUGUUACAAAAAGAUCAGAAAAGCAAUAUCCAAGCUUCAUAGCCGGUUCAAUAUCCAAUCCACCGUCUUCGACGAGGAAACCAACACCGUUACAAUCUCCGGCCCGUUCGACGCUGACAAAGCAAGGAAGAAGCUCUGCUACAACGCCGGCAACAGUAUCAAAGACAUACAAAUCAAAGGCACCGAAGAGGAGGAGGAGAAGCCUCCUGAGGACAGUAAUCCGGCCGAGCCAGAAGAGGACUCUAAACCGGAAUCUGAACCGGACGAACCCGAGGAAAACAAGGCUAAGGGUGCUGAGCCGGUCGCUGAACCGGCUUAUAAUGGGUACUAUGGAUACGACUGGCCUCCUCUGGCCGGUUUAUGA